Apodemus sylvaticus (European woodmouse) is the source of this 964-nucleotide messenger RNA. RefSeq names its product FKBP prolyl isomerase 1B (gene Fkbp1b). Gene Ontology annotation, molecular function: peptidyl-prolyl cis-trans isomerase activity. Gene Ontology annotation, biological process: regulation of cardiac muscle contraction by regulation of the release of sequestered calcium ion. Gene Ontology annotation, cellular component: sarcoplasmic reticulum membrane. Lineage: Eukaryota; Metazoa; Chordata; Mammalia; Rodentia; Muridae. The record is from RefSeq and is a predicted model, not a curated record. The transcript is spliced from 4 exons. The coding region runs from base 153 to 479 and encodes 108 amino acids.
CCCCGCGCAGGUCCUGACUCCAGCCGCACCUCCUCCGGCUCUGCAGUGGCGGCAAGAAGGCGAGCCCGAGCGCCUGCUGGGUCCGGCCUGAGCGGAGCCGGGGUCGGGGCAGCCGCGAGGACCCCCUUGGAGGCGGGGCCUGUGGGACCGCGAUGGGCGUGGAGAUCGAGACCAUUUCCCCAGGAGACGGAAGGACAUUCCCUAAGAAGGGUCAAAUAUGCGUGGUGCACUACACAGGAAUGCUCCAAAAUGGAAAGAAAUUCGAUUCAUCCAGAGACAGAAACAAACCUUUCAAGUUCCGAAUCGGCAAACAGGAAGUCAUCAAAGGCUUUGAAGAAGGCGCUGCCCAGAUGAGCUUGGGGCAGAGGGCGAAGCUGACCUGCACCCCUGAUGUGGCCUAUGGAGCGACCGGCCACCCCGGUGUCAUCCCUCCCAAUGCCACCCUCAUCUUUGACGUGGAACUGCUCAGCUUAGAGUGAAGGCAGGAAGGAACACGAGGUGGCUGGAGAUGGACCCUGCUCUCUGUCCUAGCCUGCUCUCUCUGCCACUGGGACGGCUCCUCCUACGUAGGGCUCUUGAUCAGUGUGUUGACCCCACCACCCCUCCACAUUAUCUGUUCUUUCUGCCCAACGUGCUCCGUAUGUGUCGGCCAUUUAAUUGUCCCUGCACAUCUUUGCUUGAGAAAACUUUAGUUACAGAUCCGAACAUUUCAGACUGCAUUUUGUGUGAUGCAUGCAGUAGCCAUUCCUGAUCAUAGGACACAGAUCUUGUUUGCACAAUCUAUAUUGCCUUACCUGCACUUAAGCCAGACAUACAAGGUGCUCAGACAUGCGCUGUACAUGGUUACACGGAGGGACUUGAGCCAGUUACCUUUGCUGUCACUGUCUUAUCUUCUGUUGGCUGCUCACUCUAAGCCCUGCCCUCUUUGGAAAUACUAUGUAAAAUAAAGGCUCUGUGCUUGGCA